Rotaria sp. Silwood1 is the source of this 1482-nucleotide messenger RNA. Lineage: Eukaryota; Metazoa; Rotifera; Eurotatoria; Philodinida; Philodinidae. The record is from the annotation of a GenBank genome assembly.
AUGGGUUGCGGUGCAUCAGCAGGAUCAACGACUGAUUCUCUCAGCAAUCAUCCAAAUCCUACUACUACAGCAGCAGUAACACCAUCAACAUCGUCCUCAACUGUAUUAAAUCAACAAUCGGAUUCAAAUCGUAUUCCGAAACGGGGUCGUCGAACUGAUACAAAUGAAAUUAUUGAAAAUUUUCUUUUGAUUUGGCUUGAUGGAAAAAUCGAUGAAUCCAGCAAAGAUUAUCAGAAUUCAAUCAAACAGCUGCGACGCACCGUUAAUACUGUCGAACCAUUUCAACAUACAGAAGAAUGUAUUGAUUAUAUUUCAAAACUUCAAGACAAAAAAGCAUUUCUUAUUAUUUCCGGUGCUUUAUGUCAAACAGUUGUGCCACGUAUUCAUAACAUGGAUCAAAUUCAUUCAAUUUAUGUCUUUUGUCGAAAACAAGAAAAAUAUGAAGAAUGGGCAAAAGAUUGGUCCAAAAUAAAAGGUAUUUACACUGAAAUUACUCCAAUUUGUGACUCAGCUCAACAAUCGGCUCGACAAUGUGACGAAGAUUCUAUUGUUGUUAGCGCUGUAUCAUCGUCGAAUCAAAUCGAGCCAACAUUUAUGUAUACACAACUUUUCAAAGAAAUUAUUCUUGAAAUUGAUUUCGAUGAAAAGAAAGAAAUCAACGAUCUAGCCGAGUAUGCCCGGGAGAAAUAUGCAGGUAACGAUAAACAAUUGGAAAUUAUCAAUGAAUUCGCUCAAGAAUAUCAAGGUAAUCAGGCCUCGUAGUCGUCCUAUAUUUCCUAUAUAUUUCGAAAAAGUAAAGAUUAUUCUGAAGCGAAUCAUAUUUCAGUCAGAAAAGAUACACAUUCUUCUGUAUGUAUUACCAUUAGUUUCCACAAUAGAACUGAUAGCAGGUAGCGACAGUAUAAUAUUAAUUGAUGGUGAUGAUACGAGAAGUAAAUUCAUAAGUAAGGAGUGAUCGAAAGUCACACAGGUCUUAAUGAUAGUGAACUACGAUGUCAAAAUUUGGGGAUCUAACACGCCUAGUCUAACCUAAUCAAAAAAUUUUAGACUCCAGCCCCGGAUUUUUUUUUGCAUUUUGGCGACAUUCAUAUCAUUUUGACGCGUAAAAUUAUUGCAAAUGAAUAAUUAAACGAAUCAAUAAAUAGUACACAUCGUAUAUUAGUGUAGAAUUCAUUAUUCUUGGUGAUGGUUUUUCAGAAACCACAGAAACAAAAUGACUAAAAACGUUUUCCAAAAAAAAAAGCGCUUUUUUGCUAUUCGUAAGCGUGAAUCUCUCGAAUGUUAUUAACUUUUCUUGAGAUUUAUUCAUAAUGUUAAAAAUAGUAGAUAUAAUUUUUCAUUAGUUAAAAUAUCAAUAAGGAAGUUACGGCUAGGCAGGAGUAAAAAAAUCCCCGAAUGUCUUACGGAUAUAACUCCGAUAGUGACUCAGAAAAACUAUUUUUCAGCCACUCCGUUGGAAUCAAAAUGGAAUUUUGGAGUCCG